This is a messenger RNA of Striga asiatica, 375 nucleotides long. The record is from the annotation of a GenBank genome assembly. NCBI's taxonomy places the organism in Eukaryota, Viridiplantae, Streptophyta, Magnoliopsida, Lamiales, Orobanchaceae.
AUGCAAAACAAGAUACUUAACCUGAGGGACUUAACAAGAGAACCACCGGAGAAAACGACAGUAAACGAGCCCUUAUCCCGAGAGAUUCUAUUGGCUAGAUCGGCGGUGUAUUCUGCGAGUGCCACUGCCAGAUCCUCCUCAGUGUCGAACACUUGGACUUUCCCUUUGCUCUUCGGAGUCACGAUCUCAGCCAUAGAUGCUUUCGUUCUUCUGUUCGAGACCUUCGAUUUUAGUCGAAGGGAGCUAAAAUCCUGUUUAACGGCGAAGAUCAGAGAAAUGUUCGCCGGUGGUGAUCGAGUGAAAGAGGGAUAUGAGAGAAGGCGCAGGUUAGCGGAGGCAGCUCGGCAGGUGGAGAUGGCCAUUCACAAGAUUUAG